Messenger RNA from Xyrauchen texanus (razorback sucker), 3269 nucleotides. RefSeq lists its product as uncharacterized. Gene Ontology annotation, cellular component: plasma membrane. Lineage: Eukaryota; Metazoa; Chordata; Actinopteri; Cypriniformes; Catostomidae. The coding region runs from base 330 to 1589 and encodes 419 amino acids. The record is from RefSeq and is a predicted model, not a curated record. The transcript is spliced from 8 exons.
GGAUAACAGAGGCAGUGAACGGCGAGACAGAUCAGAGGCUGAAUACACACAAAGGGAAACCUACACUUAAUACAGCAAAAGGACAAGAGAAGAAGACACAAAGAACUGAACUUUUUAGGAGCUAUGAGCAUGUGCUUGGACGAUCUCACAAACCUGUAUAUUUACAAACGUCUUCAAUAGGAGCAAUUGGUUUCUUGGUGAUAUUCUCUCAUUGGGCAGUAUGGAUGGAUUAUGGUCUGCUAUGUUUAUCUUGCUAUGCAGAUUAUUGUAAUAACCUGAGGACAUAUCUGCUAUUUUGAUCCUUGUGUUGUGGCCCCUGGGGGCCUUUGAUGAUGACAUCAGUGUGGCCUUUGGUGUGGGUUAUAUGUGGACUGACUGUGUGGUUUCCACACAAUCGUACCGCCUCAUUGAGCCCCAUUCUGCUCAUGACCACAUCUGCUCCAUCCACGGAGGAGCAGUCAACAGAACCAGAACAUCAGACUGACCCUACAGAUCCAUCCAGCAACAACAACACAGUGUCAUUGAGCCCCGUUCUGCUAAUGACCACAUCUGCUCAAUCCAUGGUAGAGCAGUCAACAAAUCCAGAAAAUCAGACUGACCCUACAGAUCCAUCCAGCAACAACAACACAGUCCCAUUGAGCUCCAUUCAUCUCAUGACCACAUCUGCUCCAUCCACGGAGAAGCAGUCAAUAGAACCAGAACAUCAGACUGAUUCUACAGAUCCAUCCAGCAACAACAACACAGCCUCAUUGAGCCCCAUUCUGCUCAUAACCACAUCUGCUCCAUCCACGGAGGAGCAGUCAACAGAACCAGAACAUCAGACUGAUUCUACUGAUCCAUCCAGCAACAAAAACACAGGACGUAGGUGUAUGUCUCUGCUUCCCCCUCGACGGGGAUCAUACUAUGUGGAGCAUGGCACAGGGGUAUCUGUGGGCUCUAUGCUUGUGUUCUGGUGCAGGGAGGGUUACCAACUGGUUGGCCAUGAGAAAAUCACCUGUCUCCUGAAAGCAGGCACCCCUCGAUGGAGCAGCUACCUUCCAGUCUGUGAGAGCAUCCCUAAGCCAAAUGACCAGGGACUUCGCAUUGCUUUGUUGGUUUCUAUAGUCAGUGGGGUGGUCAUCUUGCUCAUGAGUGUGAUCUUCAUCUUCUGCUGUUGUCAAGAGCACAUCAGUAAAAAGAGGGAAAAGCAACGGACAGGCAGGAGCAGGAGAAGAGAAAAGCGGAGUACUAGAUCUUGUAGGAGCCCAUCCUGGUUGCAAAGAGAGCAGCUGGACUGGGAGGCAUUCCCCCCACCUAAACUUUUCAACCUGUCCCAGCGUCUCGACCGACCACUGCCUCCUGGUAGCCCUGUUUAUUCUGAGGUGGUCAGAGCCUAUGAGAACAGAGGGUAUGAGAGGAGUCAGGAGAGCCUGCUGAGAAGCCCCCAUACCACAUACCAAGCCAACAGCCAAAUCUACCCUGCCCUUGUUUUCCAGAGGGUCCAAACUGAGCCAAACCCCACCACUUCCACCAACAACCCUGUUUACGUACAAAUUUCUACUCCUCCAAAAAACAAGACUACACACGAUCCUUCUGUUACCCACUCAUAGACUCAAAGGGUAUGCAACCAUUAUUCUAUUUUCCCAUCAUCAGCUCUGAAUGUGGCAAAGACAACACUGAAAACACUUUAGAAUAGAAUGAUGAUAGAUACAGCCAAAUAGAUGGUGAGGAGAUUGAAAAGAAAUUUGUGACCAAGAGAAGCACUUUGAUAUUUCUGCAGGAAAGCUAAAGAUAUUUUAAUGUUUAAAUACAGUACAUUUCUUGUAUUGUAAAUAUUUUGGGGUGGGCCUAGUUAUUCUUGUCAGAUCAUUAAUUAAAUGUAAUCAUACUGUAAGAAGUUUUGAUGACAUUGUAAGCAAAUGAAUAUAACUACUAAUCAAAAUGUUUUGUUUUGCACAGUUCAGAGAUCUGCAUUAAAGCGACAGUUCACCCAAAAAAUGAAAAUGAUCUCAUCAUUUACUCACCCUCAUGCCAUCCCAGAUGUGUAUGACUUUCUUUCUUCUGUUGAACACUAACAAAGAUUUUUAGAAGAAUAUUUCAAAUCUGUAUGUCAGUACAAUGCAAGUGAAUAGUGACCAGAACUUUGAAACUCCAAAAAUUGCAUAAAGGCAGCAUAAAAGUAAUCCAUAUGACUCAAGUGGUUAAAUCAAUAUCUUCUGAAGUGAUAUGAUAGGUGUGGGUGAGAAGACUUUUUUUUUUACUAUAAAUCUCCAUUUUCACAUUCUUUCACAUUCUGAACGUGAAAGUGGAGAUUUUUUAGUAAAAAGCUAUUAAAUAUUAAUCUGUUUCUCACACAAAGUAAUUACAUUGCUUCAUAAGCCAUAUAUUAAACCACUGGAGUCAUAUGGAUUACUUUCAAGCAGUCUUAGUGAUUUCUGAAACUUGAAAGUUCUGGCCGCCAUUCAUUUGCAUUGUGAGGACCUACAAAGCUGAUAUAUUCUUCUAAAAAUCUUCAUUUGUGUUCAUCAGAAGAAAGAAAGUCAUAAACAUGGCAUUAGGGUGAGUAUAUGAUGAGAGAAUUUUCAUUUUUGGGUGAACUAUCACUUUGAGGUGGUCAUCUACCACCAUUUUUCAUUAAUGAUUUCUUGUAAAAACAGAAGAAUAUACUCUUGUUACAAUAUUCAUAAAGUAUCAAGCUUAACCAUUGUUAACUUAAAAUCUAACUGUAAAAUUUGCACUUUAAAUGCACUUAUUGCGCACUAAUUUGUAAUAUAUUGUUGUGUCCAUCUUUUUGAACGUGUCUCCCUUCAUUCAAUUAUGAGUAUUCUACACUAAAUAAAACAGCUUGUUUUUCUUAAGUGAAACCAGAUGCUCCUGUUGAUUUGGUUAGUAUUUGUUUCUAAACCAGAAAAGAAAGAAAAAAAAAUCCCUGAUUUUCAUUGGGUGGACACUUUGUACUUGAUCCAUAACAUGUAUUCAAAUAAUUUUACUUCAUUUACAUUGACACAACUGAACAAGGACUGAGAUAAAAGUAUGUAUUUUAGAAAAUAUAUGUAUCUAUCAAGAAGAGCGUGAAGAUACAGCAGACACAAUAUUUCUCUCACAUCACACGGUAGGUGUAUGUCUUAACACUAUCAGUAUUUUGUACUCAUUUGAAUUGUAUGUACUAAUUUUAAUAGCUAUGUAUGAACAUGAGCUAUGUUUUCCAUUAAAAAAAUUAUUAUGAGCAUAACAAUUUGAGUGAAAAUUGCAAAUGUUUGCACAAAACCUUUGUUUUAAUUGUUUAAAGA